GAUAAGAUGAUUCGAAGUUCCAUGUAAUCUACACUGUCCAGAACCAAAAACGAAAAGGACAACAACAUAUACUAAUACUAAAAUAUGAAAUUAACAAAAGACACAUUUUUUUCAUCUCCAAACAUAGAACCAUUGUUGUCAUUAUUAUCUUCACGAAUGCAUCUCAUUUUGAAACCAUCGCACUUUCAAUUUUAAUCCUCCUUUUUCUUUAGCAUUAACUCACCUUUUUCCCAAAUAUUAAAUUUUUACUAUCUCUCAUACUUGAAACACCAGUUUCAUUAGCUGAUUCUGAGUUCAAUCAUCAAUCUCAAAUCGUGCUGCAAGGUUAAUGGAGAAGACACGAGUGGAUAACUUAUUUCCUCAUACUCCAAGUUCAAUAUUCUCAACCAAGAAGGGACGCAGUGGAUAUGAACCAUCAGAUACAGAAACAGAGUGGCAAGAAACUCCACGUCACGAACGAGGAAGAAAGAACAACACAAAUUUGAGUCCUGAAGAAACAAAAGCUCUGACUCAAAGGAACAAAAGUCCAAUGACACUCCACAGAAGACACCCAUCAAGGUUUGAAUUUGAAGUCUCAUCAUCACCUUCAGUAACAGGUUCAGUUCCAAACCAACCAAGAAGACACCACAGCAAGUCACCCUAUAAGAUACGCAUAGCACGUGACGAUGAUUGUGAUGAUGCAUACGGUUUGAACUCACGUAGAAAUACAAGUCCUUUACCAAGACCUGACUUUGGAAGAACAAUAUCUCCUUAUAACAGAAAUCACGAGCAAAGAACGCCCUCUAAUGAAAACAGAAAAGCAAGUUCAGGGCUUCUAGAAUUAGAUAGAAAGAGUACAAAACCAAACUACAAGAGAGCAGUGACUGCUCCAAGAUUGAGGGACCAACAAACAUUGCAAAACACAGCGAGAAUUUCAAAACAAAGGGAAAAUUCUCCUUUCAAAACACCUUUGGUUAAAGAAAUCAAUGAAAUGAUAGCACAGGCGAAGCUUUCAAAAAACCCUACUGAUGAUUAUUCAUCAGCAAUAGAAAGUACCGACUCCAUUCAAACAGGUGAUCUUUUCUUUUCUCGUGAAUGCAAUGCCUUGCAAGUGAAGGACUCUUCAUUGCCAAAAAAAGCUCAACAAUAUGGGUAUUUUAGCCCAAGACCAUUGAUCACCACCAUUAAUCCCAUUAGCAACCCAUCUGAAAGUGGUAACCUUAAUAUGAAUAUGAAAAUGACAAGAACCUCGUCAAGUAACGUGUUGUUGUCUCGAACAACAACGAGCACAUCAAUCAGAAAGGGAGGUGGAACUGGGAAGCCUAGUGCGAAUUCUAGUGUGAAAAGUGAUGCUAGUGCAAAGACAACUGAAAGCAUGAGGAAAUUCACAUCCAACAGAAAAAAGAACCAGAAAGAUGCUUGGUUUGCUUGUAUGAAGAUAACAGGAAACUGUAGGAUUUCAAGAAAAUCACCUGAACGUAGACCAAUUGUCGAAGCUUCGUUGAUUGAGAGGGCAAUAGUUGUGGAAAGCAUUCCACAAUUCUGGGCAGAUAAACAUCAACCAGCUUCACUUAAUGGCUUCAUUUGCAACAGACAAGAUGCUCAACUUCUCAAGGAAUUAGUGUCACAGGGUUCUUUACCCCAUAUUUUGCUCAAAGGACCAUCUGGUUCUGAGAAAAGAGAGCUAGCAAUGGCUCUUCUACGAGAAAUAUAUGGAGAUGCAUGUUGUAAUCUUUUACAUGAUUUAAGACAUUUCCCUAUUCAGGACAAAAGGACUAUGAAAGUAUCAGUUCCAAUCACAUUCAGUACUCAUCACAUGGAGCUUAAUAUAAAUUCAGAACCAAAUGCUAAAUUUGCUUUAAUGGGAUUAAUCAAAGAAAUUAGCAACAUAUAUGCAAUUACCCCUGAAGUCAGCAAUAUGAAUUUCAAGUCAGAUUAUAAAGUAAUAAUUCUUUAUGAGGUCGACAAAGCUGUAGAGAAUAUCCAGCACAUGAUCAAAUGGAUCAUAGACCGUUAUUCAGAUAUAUGCAAAUUAGUUAUUUGCUGUGAAGAUGAUGAAAACAUUAUUGCACCUGUGAAAAACCGAUUCAAAGUUAUCAAUAUUGAUUCCCCUCAAACGCAUGAAAUUAUUGAGGUUCUUAUGCAGAUAGCAAAUAAAGAGGAAAUUGAUCUAUCCAUGAGUUUUGCUAUGAAGAUUGCUACAAAGUCUAAGCAGAACCUCAGGGAAGCAAUCUUGGCUCUUGAAGCAUGCAAAGCACACAACUAUCCAUUUUCAGAAGAACAACCAAUUCCAGUUGGGUGGGAGAAGAUUGUAAUAGAAGUUGCUGUAGAGAUCCUAGCUGAUCCAUCAUUUUCACGCUUACUCUCCAUACGAGGGAAAUUUCAAAUGCUUCUCCUGGAUUUUGUCCACCCUAAAUUGAUUCUCCUGAAACUUGUGGAGCAGCUCCUAAGAAGAAUUGACACCAGCUUAAAAAGGGAGCUCUACUACUGGCAUGCUUAUUAUGACAGAAGACUGCCACCAGGAACAACAGCUUUACUAAAAUUAGAAGAAUUUGUGGCCAAAUUCAUGAGCAUAUGCAGAAGAAGCUCAGGCAGUAGACAAUAUGUGUAGAUUAACAUGGAUGUCACUAAAGAAUGUCCAUAUUAUGUGAGCAACACCAAUUAAUGAUUAUGUGGAAGAACAUAAUUCCAUAUCAUAUAGUAGCAAUGAUCAGAAAGAAAAGUACUGAAAUCAGUUUCUUCUUAUUAUAUUGUGAACAAUAAUCUAUAUUUUUGCGCAGCAUAUUCUAAUCAAUUAGCUACUUGUGUAGGUAAUAUAUGUAAAUUGCAUAAGGCAUCUUCAUUUGUAAAAUGCAUGCACAGAACAUUUAAUAUGUUGAAUGGAAGUUCUUGCUUCAGUAAAAAGGAUUGUCACGGUGGUCUUUGUUUAUGCAAGAGAAUCAAAUUUUCCAAUUAGAAAUAAAUAUGCACACGUUGAUAAUAAUUCAGAACCUAAACUCAAUACUAUUCAGAAAGUCGAAUUUUUCUAUUUUCAUAUUAGUU
Cicer arietinum (chickpea) is the source of this 3021-nucleotide messenger RNA. RefSeq lists its product as uncharacterized. The record is from RefSeq and is a predicted model, not a curated record. Gene Ontology annotation, cellular component: DNA replication factor C complex; nucleus. Gene Ontology annotation, biological process: DNA repair; DNA-templated DNA replication. NCBI's taxonomy places the organism in Eukaryota, Viridiplantae, Streptophyta, Magnoliopsida, Fabales, Fabaceae. Gene Ontology annotation, molecular function: DNA clamp loader activity; DNA binding.